AUGGCUUCGAGUGGCGAUAAUCUCGAUGAGGCUACAUCAGCUCCAUUUCGCCCCGCGUUGAUCGUGGUGGAUAUGCAAGAGGACUUUUGUCCGCCCAAUGGCAGCCUAGCCGUCGAGGGAGCCCGCACCCUCGCCCCCGUUAUAAAUCCCCUCCUUGCCCUCCCCGGCUUUGUCGUCAAAAUCUCCACUCAGGACUUCCACCCAACAUCACACAUCUCCUUCGCUACCAAUCAGCCGGCCCCCAACAACAUCCCCUUCCAAUCUACCACUACCCUGAAAAACACCGCCGCCGGUAGGGAGGCGGAAACAAAGCCGCUACGCCUCUGGCCAGUACACUGCGUCGCUAAUACGCCAGGCGCAUGCAUCAUUCCCGAAAUCGAAGCGGACAGGAUCAGCGUGAAUAUCCGCAAGGGGAUGGAUGCGAGGAUGGAAAUGUACUCUGCGUUCACGGAUAUAUUUGGGAACAAUAACUGUGUUGAGACUGGCGGGGUGAAUGCAGAUCUCACUGCGGUGUUAAGGGAGCACCGUGUUUCGGAUAUUUUCAUCGUUGGGGUUGCGGGCGACUUUUGUGUGACGAGGACUGCUGUUGAUGCAGCGGAUAGACGGUUUCGCUGCUUCGUGGUGGAGGAGGGGACGAAAUGCAUCGACCCUCUUGGGGGGUGGGAGGUGUGCAAGAGAGAGAUGGAGGAUCAUGGAGUGAGGAUUGUGAGCAUUAAUGGGCCGGAGGUAGCAAGGGUUAAGGCAUUGUUACCAGAAAGCAAUUACUUAUGA
Messenger RNA from Histoplasma mississippiense, 771 nucleotides. RefSeq lists its product as hypothetical. The record is from RefSeq and is a predicted model, not a curated record. Lineage: Eukaryota; Fungi; Ascomycota; Eurotiomycetes; Onygenales; Ajellomycetaceae. The coding region runs from base 1 to 771 and encodes 256 amino acids. The transcript has 2 exons.